AUGUGGGCAAAGCUUGGACAAUCAAGUGCUGUGUCAAUGUUUUUCAUGUUCAGUGACGCUUUGCUGUCGGAGUUUGAUUCCCUCAUACAAUUUGUGGACUCUUCGUUCGACUUCUUCCAAGCGGAAUUCAGUCUCAUGUUGUAUCCAGUUUUUGCACAUUCCUACAUCAAGCUACUUAUGGAAAAUUCUGUGAAUAAUGAGCUUGUCUACAACCUGGAGCGAAUUCAAUCUGCGCAUCAGGCCCAAGCUGACACUUAUAUACAGCUUUUGAUGAAAAAUCCUUUUCUGGUCAAAAUGUCCAAAUCAUCAAUAAAGCAACUGGAAAUUCCUUUGGCACGUACACCUACGAUCAAAAAUAUUGUUAAGGAGCAUAUUACCAUAGAAGCCUCUGAUGUCAUUUCUAAGCUGAGAUCAAGCGUUGAAUCACAAAUGGGUGGAAUUCUCGGUCAGGUCUCCAAAAACGAGAAACGGCAUAAAAUGUACUACGGUGUUCUUAAAGACGACGUUUCUCAAACAAUCGAAAAGAAGAAAACGCGAGGUAAGGACCUGAAAGACAACAAGAAAAGUCAGGCACUCGCCCCGGUUCCUGAUCGAAUUCCCCUACCGCCCCUUAGCGAAGCUCUACGGGAAGAGCGACGAAAAGCAAUGCGGGACGCCCCCAAGCUCCCCCUGGUAUCGCAGGAAUCGCCUCCUUCCGUAUGUAUGCUGACUGCUCUCAACGCAUACGGCCUUGUUUCUUCGUGUGAUAUUUCAGAUGACUCCUCAAUUCUAUGCAUGGGGCAGAUACUCAUCCCUUUAUUUAGAUCCUCGGAUGGUUCUAUAGAGCUUACUGCUUUUGACGAGGAGCAGAAGUUGAAGAAGUUGCGGGAUAUGGAUGCGCUGGAACGAGGCUCCAUUUGCUUCUCUCGCGAUGGCGGUUCUUUUGCUGUCUCGCAAGGUGGAGAAUCAUUAUCCGUGUAUUCUUUGGACAACUUGAUCGCCGCAACCAGCAGCGUUUCAAGUAACAACGAGCUUUGUUUCGAUCCGAAGAUCAACAUGCCAAAUUUUAAUAUUUUCACCUACCCAACUAUGCAGACUGCAGUUAUUGGACUCCAUUUCACACGUCGAAAUUUGUUAUUGGCCGUUGGAGCAUACAAUUCGUGA
This is a messenger RNA of Ostertagia ostertagi, 1143 nucleotides long. The record is from the annotation of a GenBank genome assembly. Lineage: Eukaryota; Metazoa; Nematoda; Chromadorea; Rhabditida; Trichostrongylidae.